Messenger RNA from Pseudoliparis swirei, 3483 nucleotides. RefSeq lists its product as uncharacterized. NCBI's taxonomy places the organism in Eukaryota, Metazoa, Chordata, Actinopteri, Perciformes, Liparidae. Bases 588 to 1208 code for a protein of 206 amino acids. The transcript is spliced from 2 exons. The record is from RefSeq and is a predicted model, not a curated record.
UGUGCUGUGCUUUUCCAUUGGCUGAGCUCUAUUUUCAUGUUUUUACUGGCAGAAAAAAAAUGAAGGCCCUGCAAACCUCAAAAAAACUGGAACUGUUAAAUAAAAAUAAAAAAUAAUAGUACUUUCUCUUAUACUUAAAAUAGCCCAUUUUAGUGUUUUGAGUCAUUUAAAUAAAUAUUUAAAUUACUGGAUGACAGUAUCCUGACAUUUUAUUCCCAAAUGUGCUUUUAUAUGCAUUCUUAACAUCUUUAUUUCUUUUCCUGGCAUCGCUUAUCGUGCUCCGUGAUUCUCAAAUAGUAUUUUGUGAAAUCCCUUCCUCCCGCCAGCCUUUCAUAACGCCGUGAGGGAGGAACAUAGCCGGGGGAGAUAUUUUGGCACCGUGCUCCAGGAAAUUGGACGCUAGUUCUGGAAAGAGGAACAUAUUGCGCACUUCUGAGCAGACUUCUGCGUUUUCAGUUGCUGGGCAUGUGUUUGUUCUCAGUGCUGUCGUACAUCUUUUCUUUGCUGCAGUGGAUCCGUAACUGAUGAUCGCAAGUUGUGUGAGCGACCUAUUGAUCCUGGACUAACUGCUCUACGACAACAAGUGGAUGUCUUUACUGACACUGGACAGAAUGUCAAGAUAUUUCAAUGUGCUGCUGUCUUUUUGCCUAUUCUACCCCCUUCUGCUGGCUGCAGGGGCAGUCGAAUGUUCGGAGAAGGAAGCGUUGCUCAAACCGAGGUCCCACAAGGUGUUGGCCACACACCUCACCAACUGUUUGGUAGAGUGCACUGGGAUGACUUUCAAGAAACUCCAGCUCCGGAACAACCAUAAUAUAAGGCUUCAAGAUUCCACGGAAGGAGAGCUCGGGGAGUACUGUUGGUCCACGGAGCUCCAGUGCACCAUCGGAGAGAGCUUCCAGCGGGCCUACGUGGUGUUGCCCGUGGAUAUAACUACAGUGGCACACGAGCAGCUGGAAGUCCGAGCCACCGACCAGACCGCCGCCACGCUGCUGCUCGCGCACGACAACCCCACCACGGUGGCAGACACCUGCGGCCUCAGGUACGACGUCACGCCACGCUUCACCACGGAGAGGGCGGGCACGUCGUUCUGCAUACAGGUGGUCGCCCAGGACGACGUGCUCGGGGACAGAGUCCUUCGAUGUCCUCCCUUUCUGGUCACCUUCUGGCAGAGGAGGAACCAAGACCUGGCCAAUCAGGAAGAAGAAUGAAACCUCAGUGAUAGAAGAAGUACCCAGAUCGUGUACUAAAGUAAAAGUACUAAUCCUGUGGUGAUGAAAUACUAGGUUACAAGUAAAAGUCCUGCAAAUGUUAUGUAAGUGAAAUCAGCGUUGGUAAUACACGAGAGGGCAAAAGGGCAAAACUGCCCCUAAGAAAUAUAGUUGUGCCCCUGAUAUCACUAGAGGGGCCAAAGAUAACCCCAUAACUUAGAUAAUUUAAUAGCAUUUUGUUUUUGUUUUAUUUGUCCCGUCUGCAUUGCCUGUAGGCACACACAAAUAUAAUUUAGAAUUAUAAAAAAAGAAUGAAAUAAGUUAUAAUUUUUAAUAGUCAUUAAAAAAAAUUAUGAAUAACAAUAAAAUUGAAUAUUUUCGUCAAUUUUUUUUGUGCUCAUAUACUGUAAGCCUAAAUAUGUAUAAUUAUUAUUUUUUAACAAAGGUUAAAUGUUAUUUCACAAGUUUCAAAAAGUGCCUCGACUUUCUUUUUAAAUGCCCUUGGAUUUCAAAAAUUGCCCCUUAAAAAAUAUGUAAAUGUCUCCCCUGAGUGAAAUAAUCAGGAACAUUGGAAAAUAUUAAGAGAAAAGAGUCUGCUAUAUUUAAAAAGAAAUGCAGCGAGCAGCACUACAUCAUAUAAAUAUAUUAAAGGUACCUGUGCAUUGAUGUGUAAGCAGCAAUUCACUGUUGAACUUUCAUAUACACUGUUUACUUUGAUUUAAGGCGGUCACUUGAUUAUUUUCACUGUGCAUUAUUUUCUCAUUUAAUCGAUUGUUUGGAUUUUAAAACUUCAGAAAAAGGAGAAAUGCUGUGACAAGUUCUCAGGACCCAAAGUGACACUUCCAAUCGUCCACGAUUUAAAAUUAUUCAAAAGGAAAAUGCAGAAACCUUUCACUCGUGAAUCUGGAAUCUUUUUUUCUUUAAUCGUCAUGAAAACUGUCGCCAAUAGAUCGUCCCGGAUUUGUACCAAAGAUUAUAUUUCAUAAUCACUGCCAAUGUUUUUUAUUCAAAACUCUUAAUUUGUAAAGUAACUAAAGCUGUCAAAUACUUGUGGUGGAGUACAAGUACCUCAAAUGUGCAGUAUAGUUGCAGUAAUGUUAUUUAGUAUACAUUCCAUUGUAUAAUCCAUAAGCAUCCCUGACAUCAGUAUUUUGCUUUAACGUGAUAGAUUGUUAAAAUACUUAAAUCUCAUCUGAAUGAGUGGCUCUUGCGUGUAUUAUUACCAUAACCCGCACAAAUAGAUUUCUACAUCUACCAAUCUAGCAUCUUCUCGAGUUGAACUUUCCUCUCUCAGUUCUUCUGUGUGAUGGAUUCAACUUGACUAAAGAUAUUUUCAUUUGACUUCAUCAAUCGUUGAUUAUCUUAUAUAUCCGUGUUGAUGUUGAUUCUUUAUGGAUAUUUAUACUACUCUCUAUGGAUUGACAAACAUUAAUAUACCAAGUUAACUGGAUGUUGUGAACAUGAUACCGUAUGUAUAUCCUUUCUUUGUCAACAUUAGUUAUCUCAUGAUGUGGUUUUCGGUCUUAUAAAGAUAUAAAUUAUCUGUCUUUAGGAUUGAUUUAUGUGACUUUAAACAUGUAUUGUUUUAGUUGUGAAGGUAUAUUAUGGGACUUGAUCAUAGAAGCAGAUUCAGGUGACUUGACGUGUAUGAAUUAAGCUUUGUUAGACUCAAAGAGAUGUUUAUGGAAAAUUUGAAUAACCUUUAUUGGCCGAGUAUGCGCGCACAGACAAGCAACUUAACUUCGAUGUUUUUUGCGUCUCUCUCAGACCGUACUGCUAUCUACACAAUUAAUGAAAAAAAGAUGUAAAUAUUAAUGAUAUUUAAAAAUAUAACAAGCACCAACGAUCAACAAUAAAAUAGAAAAUAAAAUGUCUACGCACAAGUCAAGUUCUCUGUGAGUUGAAGACAAUACAAAUAGUGCAAAGAAAUGAAUAUUGAAUGAAUAUAUAGAUGUGUGCACAUGAGAAGAUGCCUGUAUACUGCAUCUAGAGUGUGUAGGAUUUAUAUUGACGAUGACACAUGAUAUGUAAAUACUCAAAAGAGAUUGUGUAUUAUAAACUGUAAAAUUACGAACUACAUUGGCAGCACUGGAUAUUUUAUUAUUGAUGAUUAUUGAUUGUUGAUGGUCGCCAAAUCUGCAUGACAUCACAAGUGCUCUGCUGGUUUAAAGACAACCGACGUGCUGCAAAAGUUCUCUGUUAAAUGAAGGAUGUAAAUAUGAGAUGUUGAUGGCUAUAUGUGUUGAUGGCAUUAUUAAAUAUUUGUUCCCCCUUU